GACGGCGGCUGCUUCACGUCGUCGAGCAUAGUUCGCGGCAGCAGAACAUUUACAAAGCUUGGUUUAAAAUCGCUGUCAAAAGUUAAAAAACUUGUCGCAAAUUCAAUAGAAACGCAGUGAUUCAUUAACGAUCAUUGCUGUUUUUCCCGGAAAAUUGGAUUUAUCCGAUUUGUUGACGAAAGCGUUCGUGGAGUGGCCAUUGAAACUUCAACAAAAGAACAUUUCGAUCACAAGAGAAAUAAACGAGCAAACAAUUGUCGCGGAAGUGAAACGAACAAACAGCUAAAAGGAGGAACACACAAAACGAACCUUUGCUAUCGAAGGCACUAGAAAACGUUCUGCCGGAUAAAAGAAUGCCGGAUCACAGCGAUUUGGACCGACAGAUCGAACAGUUGAAACGGUGCGAGAUAAUCAAGGAAAAUGAAGUGAAGGCUCUGUGUGCUAAGGCCCGUGAAAUUUUGGUGGAGGAGGGUAAUGUGCAACGCGUUGAUUCUCCUGUUACGGUUUGCGGUGACAUUCACGGACAAUUCUAUGAUCUAAAAGAAUUGUUCAAAGUUGGUGGCGAUGUACCGGAAACGAAUUAUUUGUUUAUGGGAGAUUUCGUUGAUCGGGGAUACUACAGCGUGGAAACAUUCCUUUUACUCCUAGCGCUGAAGGUGCGUUAUCCGGAUCGUAUCACUUUGAUCCGCGGUAAUCACGAAUCCCGUCAGAUCACUCAAGUAUAUGGCUUCUAUGAUGAAUGCCUACGAAAAUACGGCUCGGUGACGGUGUGGCGUUACUGUACGGAGAUUUUCGACUAUCUUUCACUUUCGGCAAUAAUCGAUGGAAAGAUCUUUUGCGUGCACGGCGGUCUGUCACCGUCGAUACAGUAUUUGGACCAGAUUCGUUCUAUCGACCGCAAACAGGAGGUACCCCACGAUGGACCGAUGUGCGAUCUGUUGUGGAGUGACCCAGAGGACACACAUGGCUGGGGAGUUUCACCGCGAGGCGCAGGCUAUUUGUUCGGUUCGGAUGUUGUUUCUCAGUUUAAUGCGGCCAACGAUAUCGAUAUGAUUUGUCGAGCCCACCAACUGGUGAUGGAAGGUUACAAGUGGCAUUUCAACGAAACGGUAUUGACGGUUUGGUCUGCUCCUAAUUACUGUUACAGAUGCGGCAAUGUUGCGGCUAUUCUGGAGCUGAAUGAAAACUUACAGCGUGAUUUUACGAUUUUCGAGGCAGCUCCCCAAGAAAGCCGUGGUAUUCCGUCGAAAAAACCACAGGCUGAUUAUUUCUUAUAAAAACAAACCGCGCGAACUUCUGUCACAGGAGCACGACUGACACCGGGCUGAUUGGUGAUUUCCUGUCGGUAUGUUUACUUAAAUCUGGUUUGGAAUCAACGGCAAUCUUCACGAGUGUCACAAACCCCGAUGCAGUAGCUCUUAUCCGACUGUCCUGAACACUAGCUCGUUUCAUGACGUUCUGUUCUUUUCUCUUCUUUUCUUACCAGCAGAAGUGUUUACUUUAGAAUUUAUUUUAAAUGUUAAAAUGGCAAAAUUUGCUUUACUAAUAGUUUUAAUUACAACUACUACUGAUGCUUUUAAAAUUUGUCAAUUGUAAACCUGACCAAGCAAAGAAAUACUUUGUUUUGUUUUUGUGUUAGUAGAAAAACGUAUACUCAAUUAUCGCAGUUUAAAACAAAUAAUGAUUAUGUAUAAAAUAUUAAAAAAAUUGUCGAUCCACUUCAUUUCUCUUUAACUAUUCAGUUUAGCAUCAAACGAAGAUAGAUGAAAUAACCUAACAAAACAAACCGUAGACUGCCCUUCAAUAAUAAGAAUGAAAACGGGGAAACUGACCUUGUGUACCGACAAAUUGAUACUAACCGUAAAACAAUAUUGUAGAACAGCUAGUAUUUAUACAAGAUUAAGGGAAUAUUACACAUAUAAGUGAGACACGAGAAUGAAUAAACAAGAAAUGGACGAUGUCUUGCGAGUUGCUGGACGGUAAAAAUAGUUUCCGAUUUUUUUUGUCAAACAUAAUAGAACCACAAUGAAGCAUGUCGUUUUUUGGAGUAAGUUGAAAGGUCCUAGCACCAGCAAUCGAAACACUCCUAUCGGCAGAGAUGACUUAAAUGACGUGCUUCAUACAUUUCCCGAUGUGCCUGCAGAUAAAGAUCAAUUUUAAAUUCACCUUCCAUCGGGUUGCGGAACGAAAGAGGUAAACAAAUCAGCAACAAUUCGAACAAAUACCAUUUAUACAUUUAUGAUAAAACAUUUCGCCGUUGGCGAGUAAUUGGACAAGAAAAUCGUUUUUUUUUUCUAUGAUUACUAAUAUCACUGUAACGGCUGCAGUUGAGAUAAAUUUAGAAGCAUCAAAAAACGAUAACACAAAUACACAUCUUCGGUAGGUUAUAACGUAAAGUGAUACAUUUAAUAAUAAAGCAUGUAAGACAAAA
Messenger RNA from Malaya genurostris, 2431 nucleotides. RefSeq names its product serine/threonine-protein phosphatase 4 catalytic subunit (gene Pp4-19C). Lineage: Eukaryota; Metazoa; Arthropoda; Insecta; Diptera; Culicidae. The record is from RefSeq and is a predicted model, not a curated record. The transcript is spliced from 4 exons. The coding region runs from base 354 to 1277 and encodes 307 amino acids. Gene Ontology annotation, molecular function: protein serine/threonine phosphatase activity. Gene Ontology annotation, biological process: peptidyl-serine dephosphorylation; double-strand break repair via homologous recombination. Gene Ontology annotation, cellular component: nucleus; cytoplasm.